Messenger RNA from Neurospora hispaniola, 3932 nucleotides. RefSeq lists its product as uncharacterized. Gene Ontology annotation, cellular component: membrane. Gene Ontology annotation, biological process: metal ion transport; transmembrane transport. Gene Ontology annotation, molecular function: metal ion transmembrane transporter activity. The transcript is spliced from 6 exons. Lineage: Eukaryota; Fungi; Ascomycota; Sordariomycetes; Sordariales; Sordariaceae. Bases 287 to 3922 code for a protein of 1211 amino acids. The record is from RefSeq and is a predicted model, not a curated record.
GACUGGUGGUGGGCGGUUGGUGUGCGCAAGUGUGGUCAACGCUUGAUAUAGACUGCUCAAGCUGUUCUUGGCAGCUAUCUUGGCAGCACUUUACCGCUGCUGGCUGGCCUAUCCGUGGUCUCUUUUCCCAACUAAAUAGUCCCAAGUCUGCUUCCACAACUCUGUCGGUCUUGGCCACCGCAACAUCUCUCGACCUUGUUCCCAACCUUGUGCUGCUCUUUUACCUGUAAAACCAAGACUCUGAAGAAUACAGGAUCCGAUCUGCUCAGCACAGUUGGGUGCUAUUAUGGACAACAAUGGCUCUAGCGGCUCCACUGACAAGGCUGUAGAGCUGGAACCGCUACGGCCGCCCACCCGACCGCCGACAGUGGGGAGUCGCAGUGGGACGGCCACCGGCGAGUUCGAGAAUGCGGCAGCAGCCGUCACGGCGGCGGUCGGCCUUCCGCCUCACCACCACCAACAACCACCUUCCGGCCAAGACCCCUUUGCCGGCCGAUCCUCGCAAGAAAGGGCCCGUGAUGAAGCCAGGAAGAUCCUGCAAGGUCAUCCCAUCAUGACCAACUUGCGCAACAUCUCCAAACCCACCGUGGGCAGCGCCGUCACGUUGGCCGACUCGGAGCCCGGCUGGGCUGUCAUUGACGGUGAUAUUGGCGGUCAUGGCUACAAUGAGACCAAAGUCGACCUCAUCGCCGUGCCGUGUCCCGGUGCGGAACCGCUUCAUCCAUGGACAUGCGACCCGGUCACCGACAUGGAUUUUGGCUUUCCCGAGAAACCUGGCACGCCAAAAUCCUCGAGGCCCCCUUAUGUAUGGAUUCAACAGGGAAUCCGGAACAAGGAGCCCAUGAUUCGGGUGCUGGCGUACAAGCAUCGAGGAUUGAGAGAAGGCAUAAACAUCGACAUGCUGGCAGUUGACUUGCUGGAUCAAGUACUGCAAAUCCGCCAAGGCGUGCGCCCGUCUCGUCCUCUCUUCUUCAUUGCCCAUAGCAUUGGUGGCUUGGUAGUCAAGCGGGCUUUGCUCAAGGCCCAUGAAGACAGCCGGUACAGGGAUAUCAGAAACAAUUGCCAUGGCGUUGGCUUCUUUGCCACCCCUCAUCGGGGUUCAAGUUACAUGUCCAUGAGGAACCUGAGGGAAAGCGUCCGCGAGUUACUUCAGUUGCAACGGCCUCUACCUAACUCGCUGAUCAACCAGAUCAAGGUCAAUACCAACAACAAUCCUUGGCUGGACAAAGUGCACGAGCAGUUUGUGGACAUUGCAAGUGAACUCCGCAUCUGGUCCUUCUACGAGACCAUUGACAGUGAACUCUCCAACACGGGUGCCGACUUUGCCAGUGAAGUCAAGUUCACAGCUCCCUUGGUGUCAGUCAAGUCUGCGUUGCUCGAAUUGGCUAGAGAAGAUGUCUUUGCUAUAGACAACAGCCAUGCCAACAUUGCAUCGUUUGGGCCCAACAACAUCUCCACCAUGCAUGAUUUCCUCGAGGACUUGCAUAUGGCUGUGCUGAAGGCUAAGAGUCUAAGCAAGCAUAUCCAUCACCCCCUGAGGCUGAAGGACCAUGUCAAGGUGGAAAUAGUCGGGUUUUACGAGGACACUGACCCGGAAUCGGACUCCAGCACUCGGCUUUACGCAACCAAAACCCAACUUGGCCAGUAUCUCCAAAAAGGAGCCGAGCCGUUCUUGCAAGACCGGCUGAGCAAGGUCCAACACAAACGGCAUCUUCUUACACGUGCUUUCACGCUCAAGUCCUCGACGGUAAUAACAGAAACAGACGAUGACGAUGGCACUGGGCCAUCCUCGGAAGUGGAUAGCGAUGCCAGCAGUCUCGGCAGCUUCUCUGCUCCGUCGUUGAUUGUCGAUCAUGUUAGUAGCACUGGGCCGGACUUGAUUCACCCAGAACUCUUUGGUCGAUACGGCGCCGCACAUCAUGCGAAGAAGAAGAUUACCUGGAUCCAUGUCCCGUUCAAUAAUCCUAUAUGGGCAAAGGAAGUUAUCAAGAGAAUCGAGGAAACCCGCGGCCAGAACCUCCAGAAACUUCUAAGCCGCGAACACUGGCAGUCCAAACAAGUGCAAGGUCUCCAAGCCCAAUCCCAGCCCUCCUUCUUCAAGCCCUUCGCGUGUCUCGUCCCCGCAGACGCCGGCCUACCCACCUCCCCAUUCACCACCCCUCUCGUCGACCGACGGGUCAGCCUCCCCGCCAGCCCGCGCUGCGUCUACCUCUAUCUUCCCUACCUGCACUUCGACACCUACUGCAACAUCAUCCGCCGGCGCAAGCUUAUCGAGAAGCGUCUCGACCACGGCCGCGCCAAGCCCGUUCCCGAGUACGUCGAGCACCUCGAGUCGCUCGAGUUGAAAGUCAUCUGGGAGUACAUCGGCUUCGACCCGCCGCUCAACUGCCGCCGCACGCUCGACCAGUUCGCUUACCCGUCCCUCAAGGACACGCACGCCCGUGAUGAUGAUCAGAUGCUAUACAAGCUGACGAAGCAUGAUCAAUCGGCGCACAACGAGAAGGCGCACUCGAAAUUCGCUGUUGACCCGCCUAGCCGAAAGUCGGCGGUCACCUCGGUCUGCACCGCCAAGGGCUCUGAUCAUGACAGGGAGGAAUACGACGAUACCUGCUCGGAAGACGAGUCCGAGUUCGAUUUCGAGUGUGACGUCAAGGAUGGCAAACUGCUAAUGGUCGACCAGCUUUGGUUGUGGGCGAUCGAUAAUGAUACGCUGGCUACCUUCUUCCCGAAAAGGGAGUCGAGCCCCAAGGAAGGGACUUUGUUCCAGCAGGCGGACUUGCGGAAUAUUGUGUACAACGAGCUGAACGGUGAUUUGACGGGCAGGACGGAUAAUGCGCUGGAUCUGGCGGCGUUUAUCGUGUUGCAUGCGGUGAUGGCGUUUGUGGAGCUGUCGACGCAUAGGGAUUUGGAUAUUUUUAGGAUUUUUGAGGAGGCUAUUGGUUUGCUGGCUGAGAGAAUGACGCAAAACAUGCGCCGGUUCCGUACGCAGAACUUCAUCAGCACGUCAACUGACGACUUGGACGACGACGAUGGCGGCAGGACGUUGUCGAUCAAGGAGCGGCAUAAGCGCGAGCUAGAGAAGGCCGAAAAGGAGAACAGAGAGAACACAUCGGCGCUGCUGGAGCUGAGAGACAUGGAAGAUGAACUGUCGACGCUUCUCCGCUUGUUCGAAACUCAGGAGGGAGUGGUUAACCAGCUCAAGGAGAUAUACAACAACCCGAGUCUGAAGGAGAUCACCAAGAACGGCCAGGGUUAUCUCGACAAGGCCAUGGAAUAUUUGACAGAGUACAAGCAGCUGACAAGCGAAAUGGUGAAGAGGGUGGAAACCACCAAGAAGGAUUACGAGAAAAUGCUCGAAAUGGCCCAACGCCAAGCCCAAGUCGACGAAGUCCGGUGGUCGCGCCUCCAAACCGAGCUCGCCGCCUCUCAAAACCUUUCGGUCAUGAUCUUCACCACCUUCACCGUCAUCUUCCUCCCCCUCUCCUUCUUCACGGGUAUCUUCGGUAUGAACACACGCGAAUGGCACGACGCCGGCGCCGACCCCAACGACCCCGACGGAAAUUCCACAAUCCCCACGUUGGGGUACAUAGGCGCCAUCGCGCUUCCCGUCUCCUUCUUCCUCAUCUUCACUUCUCUUAUCGCCGCUUUCUCAUCACGCGUGCAAGGGAUUUGCAAGAAGAUCUUCAAGGCGACUACGGGAAAGAUUAAAGAGGGGUAUAGAGCGAUCAAAGUGGAGGCAAGGAAAAUCGAGCCCGAGAGGAAUAAGAUGCGCAAGCAGAGGAAGGAGGCGAUGAGGAAACGCGCGAGGGAGGAGGAGAAGGCACGCAAGCAGAAGGAGCUGAGUUAUGAUUUUUGGGCGGAUGUGAUGAAUGCGCGGCAUGAGAGGCAUCAGAUUCCGGAUGUCAAUAAACAUGAUUUUUGACUAUCGGUUU